UCUCUCUCUCUCUCCCUCUCUCUUUCUCUCUUUCUCUCUUUUUUUUUCUACGUGUAUCCGCGCGUUCCGCGACGAAGCGGCCCCGAUGCGGGUCGCCCGCGCUCGUCCCAGGGCAAAUGAUGACUUCGAUGCUGCCCAGCUUUAACCCGCCUAUCGUCAAGCGGCUGCUGGGCUGGAAGAAGGCCGAGAGCGAGGACAAAUGGAGCGAGAAGGCCGUUAAAAGUCUGGUGAAGAAGCUGAAGAAGUCGGCGGGCCUCGAGGAGCUCGAGAGGGCCAUCACUUCGCAAAAUUGCAACACCAAGUGCAUCACUAUACCAAGGCCUAGCCCGGGUGGUGUCGGGGACGGCGUUCAAGGAGUUCGCGGAAAGGGUCUCCCGCACGUGAUUUACUGCCGACUCUGGCGCUGGCCGGACCUGCAGUCGCACCACGAGCUGAGGGCGAUCGAGCACUGCGAGUACGCCUUCACCCAGAAACGCGACGAGGUCUGCGUGAAUCCUUACCAUUAUCAACGAAUACAAACGCCAGUUUUGCCGGCCAUUCUCGUGCCGCGGCACAAUCUAACCAGCGACGAGAACACCACCGUCCUCUACAACACCUCCCUCGAGGAGCUCAGCGUCAGCGUGCCGGAGAACACGAGCUUCCACGCGACCCUAAAUCACCAGCAUAAUCAACAGCAGAACAUACCGCAGUCCCCGCAACAGCAGCAACAACCAAAUAAUCCGUACCAAGGAAUGCAGAGUAUGCAGGCAACGAGUCCGGCGAGUGUCGGAAGUCUGGGAAGCGUGCAGGGCUCGCCCCAUCCCGCCCCAGGAUCCAUGGAUCCACCGGCAGAUACGCCACCGCCUGGUUACAUCAGCGAGGACGGCGACAACAUGGACCACAACGAUAACAUGUCUCUGUCACGCCUGUCGCCGAGUCCCGUGGACGCGCAGCCGGUUAUGUAUUGCGAGCCCGCGUUCUGGUGUUCAAUUAGCUACUACGAGCUAAACACGAGAGUAGGCGAAACGUUUCACGCGUCGCAGCCGAGUAUAACGGUGGACGGCUUCACCGACCCGAGCAACUCGGAGCGCUUCUGCCUCGGCCUGCUGUCCAACGUGAACCGGAACACGGUGGUCGAGCAGACCAGGCGACACAUCGGCAAAGGCGUCAGGCUCUACUACAUCGGCGGCGAGGUCUUCGCCGAGUGUUUAUCCGACUCGAGUAUCUUUGUACAGAGCCCUAAUUGCAAUCAACGUUACGGCUGGCACCCGGCCACCGUUUGCAAAAUACCGCCAGGAUGUAACUUGAAGAUCUUCAACAACCAGGAAUUCGCGGCGUUGCUGUCGCAAUCGGUGUCGCAGGGCUUCGAGGCAGUGUACCAGCUGACGCGUAUGUGCACGAUCCGGAUGAGCUUCGUGAAGGGCUGGGGCGCGGAAUAUCGCCGGCAGACGGUCACCUCGACUCCUUGUUGGAUCGAGUUGCAUUUAAACGGGCCGCUCCAGUGGCUCGACAGGGUACUCACGCAGAUGGGCUCGCCUCGUCUACCCUGUUCCUCGAUGUCCUAAGUGUUUUGCAUCCUCCUCGUACGUUUUGGAUGGAAGAACACAUUUCCUCGAACGAUCACUGCACACAGUGAGACGCAGGAGAAGAAAAAAAGAGGCAUACGAAGAAGCUGCUAGCAAGGCUUAGCAGCAGUUUGGGGAAAAAGAAACAGUUCGGGCACAACGGAUAUAUCGAGUUUUCCGCGUCGUAGCAGUGGCUUUCUCUCAAAUGUCGUGCAAUUGAGCAACAACGGGGACGACCACGGCGUAAACGCGCGAGCAAAAGAGUGCGAUUGAAGAGCGACGAGUCGCUUGCGCGCGACAGUAUAAAUAUCAUAGUAAAUAUAAUAAAGCUUGUGUUUUACCACACAUAUACACGUACACAACGCGCGCGAACACAGACACACACACACACACACACACACACACGGUUUGUUGUGAUGAGAAGAGAGGAAAUACGGAGACACGCGGAGGACGCGAAGAGAUGCCUCGACUCAUUUAUAUCGCGGGCAUCGUGUACCGCAAUUGGCGUACAAGAUAUAUCCAGGGUGAUCAUAAUCCGAGUUUAGUCGAUUCGUGUAUAAGUAAUAAAAAAACGAGAGUGAUAUUUAUAUAUAUAAAUAUAUGUAUAUAUGUACCGCGCGCUAAUACAGAGCUCAGUCUUUUA
Nylanderia fulva is the source of this 2187-nucleotide messenger RNA. RefSeq names its product Smad on X (gene Smox). Gene Ontology annotation, cellular component: heteromeric SMAD protein complex. Gene Ontology annotation, biological process: SMAD protein signal transduction; cell differentiation; activin receptor signaling pathway. Lineage: Eukaryota; Metazoa; Arthropoda; Insecta; Hymenoptera; Formicidae. Gene Ontology annotation, molecular function: RNA polymerase II cis-regulatory region sequence-specific DNA binding; DNA-binding transcription factor activity, RNA polymerase II-specific; I-SMAD binding. The record is from RefSeq and is a predicted model, not a curated record.